AGGGAAAGAGAUGAUACAAGUCUGUAAUAGCAUUUGAAAUUUUGAAAAAGCCUCUUGCUUCCAAACACAAACACUUCCAGUCAUGACAGGCAGCUUUCCUCUCAGUCAUGACAGGCAGCUUUCCUCUCAGUCAUGACAGGCAGCUUUCCUCUCAGUCAUGACAGGCAGCUUUCCUCUCAGUCAUGACAGGCAGCUUUCCUCUCAGUCAUGACAGGCAGCUUUCCUCUCAGUCAUGACAGGCAGCUUUCCUCUCAGUCUUGACAGGCAGCUUUCCUCUCAGUCUUGACAGGCAGCGUUCCUCAGACAUAUCUCUUCCUGUCUGUCAGUCAGUGAGCCGAGACACAACCAUUAAAACACACCACUGAAGCGGUACAGCUGAAGAUUCAUCACAUAAAAGAUAAAAGCCAGGUGUUCUUCAGAAUGAUGCACGUCUUCCCACUCCUCCUCUUCCUCGCCUUCUCCCACACAAAUUCCAAGACGGUCUGUCAUAGUGAUCACGACAAAGAUCACCGUCCUCUGGUCAACUGCACAGCAACGGGGCUUAUCGAUGUUCCUGCAAGUAUUGACCCCAGCACCAAGGUGCUGAUCUUCAGCCAUAACCGGUUCUCCAGUCUGGUGUGGUCAUCCUACAGCCCGUUCUUAGAGAUCUACGAGGUAGAUCUCAGCCACAACAUGAUUCCAGAGGUUCCCCUGUCACCUGGUCCUGUUCUCCCCACCCUUGGAGUUCUCCGGUUGUUAGGAAACCGCAUUAGAACGCUGCCCCCCCACUCCUUUAGGGCCACACCAGGCCUGCUAGAACUUUACCUGGACAAGAACGGCCUGGAGACGCUCAACGACCUCUCAUUCUCUGGGUUGAAACUGUUACAGGUGGGUUAUCUGAAAGAACAUCUGGAUGAUCAGGGCCACAACGUCUACGUCAGAGAUGGCAUCAUCGUCACCCCAGACGAUGAGAGCGUUACCUGUGAUACGCCCCCCGCCUUGGCCAAGAGAUCAGUUGUAAGCCUGACGGAAGAGGAGUACUGCCCAGCUGACCCUCCUCCUAGUGGACCAGUUGGAGAUGCUGAACCACUGACCCCCCACCUCCCAUUUCAAACCUCAGCCGCCACUCCUCCACCUCCUACCACUACUAUCACUCCUACUACUACUCCUAUCACUACUAGUACUACUCCUAUCACUCCUACUACUAUCACUCCAAUUACUACCACUACUAACACUCCCACUCCAACCAAUCCUACUUCUACAACUCAUUCUAAUACUACUACUAUUACUACUACUAUGUUACACCAAACCCUUCCUGUUGAACUUGCCACCACUACUGCUGAAACCCCAAAUCCUCUGGAACCCACCUCUCCUUACCCCCCAUCUCCCCCUCCCUCCCUCCUAAUGGGCAGUGUUGUGUCAUGGUCCUCCCCCCUUUCCGUGUUCACAUGGUGGGAGGUGGUCACCAGUCUGGUGGAAUGGGCAGAGAGCUGGGAAGGGGGAGAGAAGGUCAGAGGGGAGAUGGGAGGGGUUAGCUGGGGAAGUCAUCACCUCUCUACAGCUUCCUUCAGGCGACCACCAACCACUACACUCUCAAUGGACAUCACUGUCCCCACAACCCAGGCCCUGAAGUCCCCCACAACCCAGAAGUCCCCCACAACCCAGACCCUGAUGACAGACAGACCCCAGACCCUGAUGACAGACAGACCCCAGACCCUGAUGACAGACAGACCCCAGACCCUGAUGACAGACAGACCCCAGACCUUGAUGACAGACAGACCCCAGACCUUGAUGACAGACAGACCCCAGACCUUGAUGACAGACAGACCCCAGACCUUGAUGACAGACAGACCCCAGACCUUGAUGACAGACAGACCCCAGACGUGGAGUGACAUCCCCAGACUGUUCAUCUGCCUCUGCAUUGCCAGCUAUCUGUAA
This is a messenger RNA of Esox lucius (northern pike), 1917 nucleotides long. Its product is annotated as glycoprotein Ib platelet subunit alpha. The coding region runs from base 421 to 1917 and encodes 498 amino acids. NCBI's taxonomy places the organism in Eukaryota, Metazoa, Chordata, Actinopteri, Esociformes, Esocidae. The transcript has 5 exons. The record is from RefSeq and is a predicted model, not a curated record. Gene Ontology annotation, cellular component: extracellular matrix. Gene Ontology annotation, molecular function: protein binding.